GGGUCUAUAUUCAUGACGAAUACUGAAAAAAAUAUGACACUUCUCGCUUCAAUUUUCCAAAGACAACUUGCUCCUAGUUCUCUGAAGAGAGCAUUUCCCCUCGACUUUGCGUUGAAUACGUUCAGUUGUGUCAGAGAUGAUGAAUAUCUCGUUCAAAGAAGAGAGAUAGAUGUCCCACCAUUUGCAUGUCGGUUUAGUCAUGCUGGUCGUGGUGGCCAUAUGCUGGGGAUUGCUGAUGAAGAAGGGUGGGUUCAAAUACUGGAUUCAAGGAGAAAAUCUCCAAAAUCACUGAUAAAAGAAUGGAAUGCUCACGAGAAUGCAGUGUUUGAUAUUGCAUGGAUGCACUGGGAGGAAUUUAUGGUGACAGCAUCUGGUGAUCAGACAGUAAGACUUUGGGAUGUCAAUCGUGAUGAUUGUUUGGCAGUGUUCAAGGGGCAUACCUGUAGUGUAAAAUCUGUGGACUUCAGAGAAGAUGAUAUCUUUGUCUUUGCCUCAGGUGCAAGAGAUGGCAAUGUUAUGGUAUGGGACAUGAGAUGUAAUCGUCGCUCAGGACACUUCUGUCAACCUGUUAAUAUAAUAAGCAAUGCACAUGCAGAGAAACUCCCUGGGACACCACAACCCCAGAAAAAGAAAUCAAGGAGAUCAGCCUCUUCACGACCAGUUACGAAUUCAGGGCAACAAAGUGUAACAGCUGUGCUAUUUCAAGGAGGAGAGAAGCUGAUAUCAGCUGGAGCAAUGGAUGGGAGUAUCAAGAUCUGGGACCUGCGUAAAACCUAUACCAACCUCAAAGCAGACCCAGUUCCUUUUCACACUUUUCCUUACCCAGGGCAAGGAGUAAGAAGGAAACAUGGUUUUUCAUCGCUUGUCUUGGACUCCAACCAUUCAUGCUUAUUUGCCAGCUGUACAGAUGACAACAUCUACAUGUACAGCUGUACUGCACUAGGUCAGGAGCCUGUGUGUACUUUCUCAGGUCACUUGAAUUCCACUUUUUACGUCAAAGCAGCUCUCAGUCCUGAUGACUUGUACUUGCUCAGUGGAUCAAGUAACAAUGAGGCAUUUAUAUGGAAGGUGUCAGACCCCACUGCCCCACCUACCCUGCUAAGGGGGCACUUUGGAGAAGUGACAAGUGUCGCCUGGUGCCCCUCUGAUCAAGGAAAGGUUAUAACUUGUUCAGAUGAUAACAGCUUUAGAAUAUGGAGAAUGGAUUGUAGAGCACAUAACAGUGAUAAACAUGAUGUAAUUGGUGAGAGCUGUAGAGGAACUGGCAUUGGAUCUCAUUUCCUCAUCAAUGAAAUUUCAAGUCCAUCAAGUUCUUAUAGAACACCAAGCCAUUCUCCCAACAACAGCCCUGAUUCGAAGAGAUUACUCUGGACCCCACCGCCAAAAGUCAUCACCAAUCCAAGAUUAAAUCAAAUCUCCAGUCCUGUUGGAAAGGUGUCCCCCACUCCCAAACUGCAGAACCCCCUUAACACAACCUCACCAAAGACACAAAUUCUUCCAAUGCAAACUUUGCCUCCAAAACUAUCUGCAAGUUUGCAAAAUCUGACAAGAGGUCCAUCCCCUCAAGUGGUUCCAAUUAAGGUCUCAAAUUCUCAGAUAGGGCCUUCCUCUGCAUUCCAGCCAUCACCCUGCUCCAGCCCUAAGUCACCCACUGUCUCAAAGUUUCACAGCCCAACUCAGUUACUGACAUCCUGGUUAAAAUCAAAUUCAAGAAAACGAUCUCACAGCUAUAGUUGUGACCAAAUAAAUCACCAGAUCAAGUCUGUUACAGCUCAGAAAGGCUCUGACUUGACACAGAAAGCUGCUGACUCUUCACAAGAUGUCACACAACCAAAUAAAACAAGCAAAACUAACAGACAAGAAUACAAGACUAAAGACGAAACUGAAAAUGCUCAUUUCAGUGGACAAAGGAAUGCUUCAGUGUCACCCCUGAGGAAAAGAUUAUGCAUCAGUGAUCCCUUAAGUUCUAAUGCAGGCCAUAAUGGAAAGAGAAUUUUGAAACAAUCAAGUUCAAGUCCUGGUAAAGAAAACAAAACAAUUAACAACAGUUCUCCUGGUGUAGCUACUUUUGCCAAACUGGAACCUGAUAAUAAGUGUCACCAAAAAUCAGAAGCAGCUGCCAAACACAAGAUUAAUGCCAAAGCUCAUUCUGAAAACUGGCUAAUGCAGUGGAGUAGUCAUCAUAAAGAAAAGUAUGGUGAGAAGAGUAAUCGACUGCCUGAGGAGGGAGGUGAAAACACCACAGAGAACAUAGAUAUAAUUACUAUGGCUUCUGAUGGGGAAUCACCAGCCAAUGGCUUACAACCACAAGGAGAAGAUAAAUCCAAGCCAGGAAAGAGCAUUUUGACAUAUUUCAGACCAGUCAGCCAUUCCUAAAAUAUUUGUCAGUAUAAAUUGACAAUUUGAAAAUUAUUCUACAUCCACAGUCAUCACAGCCAUCAGAAAUUAAGACUUUUCAAAUUGAAAAGAAAACAUUGAGAUUACAGAGAUGAUUCUUUUAUGCUAGAAAGUCUUAUUUAAAAGUGUUUUAAAGGGAAUUUACUUAUUUUUAUUGAAAAUAUCUAGCAUAUUGCACUAAGAUGUUAACAUUGUUCUUGCAUGGUGCUUCUAGAUUAUGUUGUCAGGAAUAAAAGAAUACAAAGUUUAUAUUGCUGCAGCCAAUUAAGUAAUAAAACAAAUGAUUACUUUCAA
Messenger RNA from Stylophora pistillata, 2691 nucleotides. Its product is annotated as denticleless protein homolog. Gene Ontology annotation, cellular component: nucleus. The record is from RefSeq and is a predicted model, not a curated record. Gene Ontology annotation, biological process: proteasome-mediated ubiquitin-dependent protein catabolic process. Gene Ontology annotation, molecular function: protein binding; protein-macromolecule adaptor activity. Lineage: Eukaryota; Metazoa; Cnidaria; Anthozoa; Scleractinia; Pocilloporidae.